Mangifera indica (mango) is the source of this 808-nucleotide messenger RNA. Its product is annotated as ferredoxin, root R-B2-like. Gene Ontology annotation, cellular component: plastid. The transcript has 2 exons. Gene Ontology annotation, biological process: electron transport chain. The record is from RefSeq and is a predicted model, not a curated record. Bases 163 to 645 code for a protein of 160 amino acids. Gene Ontology annotation, molecular function: electron transfer activity; 2 iron, 2 sulfur cluster binding. NCBI's taxonomy places the organism in Eukaryota, Viridiplantae, Streptophyta, Magnoliopsida, Sapindales, Anacardiaceae.
ACAAAAAUAUGGUUGGUAGGUGACUGAAGCUUUUGUCAUGUAACACGAGCACCUAAAUGUCAUUUAAAUUCCAAUACCAACUGCCCAAAGAUCCCACAGGCACUCGCUCGCUGUAGUUUGGGGGAGAUCACAUAGCAGACUCAUUUCUUUCUCUGUGUAAAAAUGUCAGCUGUAAGACUUCCAACAUCCUGUUUAGUCAAAACUGCAGCACCAAGCAGAACUUCUCCCUUAUUCAAUUGUGCAAUCCCAAGCAGAUCAAGCGCAUUUGUUAAGAGCCCUGCCUCUCUUGGUUCUGUAAAAAGUGUUUCAAAAGCGUUUGGCUUGAAGUUUUCCUCCUUCAAAGUGUCAGCAGCUGCUUACAAAGUGAAACUGAUUUUACCAGGUGGCGAGGAAUGCGAAUUUGAUGCUCCUGAUGAUGCUUACAUCCUCGACUCUGCCGAAGCUGCUGGAGUGGAUCUUCCAUACUCGUGCAGGGCAGGUGCCUGCUCUACUUGUGCCGGGCAGGUGAUUGAAGGCUCUGUGGACCAAUCGGAUGGAUCAUUCCUCGAUGACAAGCAGAUGGGGAAGGGUUAUCUGCUAACCUGCAUCUCAUAUCCCAAAUCGGACUGUGUGAUUCAGACACACAAGGAAGGUGAGCUUUUCUAAUUAAUGUUUUGAGCUUUACUUCUUGCUUAGUGAGUGAAAACGAAGGCUGCAUUCAGUCUGUAACACUCAACAAUACUUUUAACCAAGGUGGCAAUGUUGGCCACAUGAUAUUUGGGAUAGUCUUUGAAUUUAUAAAUGUGAUGAUUGUGUUGCUGCUUUAAAA